Molecule: messenger RNA, 459 nt
Organism: Aspergillus steynii IBT 23096
Lineage: Eukaryota; Fungi; Ascomycota; Eurotiomycetes; Eurotiales; Aspergillaceae
Exons: 2
Coding region: 1-459 (152 amino acids)
Source: RefSeq, a predicted model, not a curated record
AUGGAUGAUUCUAUAUGUAUUGACAAUGAUAUUGACAAUGACGAGCUGACCGUCCAAUUCUGGCUCUCGUGCUCGACUUUGCUGUCAUCGGCGAGAUGCGAGCCUGCGGGUAUCGUCAAGGACCACCAACUAAUCUUGAUGACGCCGAACCUGCUUGCCAAGUGUCCGCAGCUCGUCGAAACAACCCCUCAUGGUAGUCAUGGUCGAGUCCUUCUCAGGGUUCGUGUAGAGGGCAUGGACACGGGGAAAGAGGACAGUAGUGAUUUCUCGGACGAACAGGAAGUUCUCCCCUUCAAGGAGGUUGACCCCUUUCCCGAACUUCACAACAAAGUGCCCGAAUCUCCGGUGGAUCUUUGGGGUUCUAGCUUUGAGCAAUACAUCGAUAUAGGCAGGAGUUUCGAUUUGCACUUCACUUUAAUGACCAGAGUCAUCGACUGGAUGAUCUCGGUAUCGACGUAA